CGCGUCUGUCCUGCCUUUGAAGAUCGCAUUCUGAAACUGCAUUCUGUUUGUGGAGUGAAUGCUCUGUCUAUGCAUAUUAGAAAGAGUUGGUAUAAUUGUUAUCGGAUAGCAAAAAAAUGACGUUUUUUGUAAAUUCUGUGGUCGAUUAAUCGAACCCUUUACCCCAAAUAUUCAAUUUUCAGUUGUAGAUGUUGAUUAUCUAGAGGCAAAUUUACCCACCACUCCCCACUAUUUUGAAGCGCUCAAAUCGUCAACAGUGACAUUUUCCUAAACAAAUUGUACUGGUAAGAACAAAGAUUCAGUGUCGGUGAGUAGGCAUCUUGUAGUCGUAAGAUUGCAACAUCGAAUUAUCUCUUUUUUCAUUUAUAACGCUGUCAUACAACAUUUCUUCGUCUACCUAGUAUUUCUUCAUUGUUCUUGUUAGAAACACAGGGCUUUUUCGAGAUGGGUGACGCAAUUAAGGUUUGCAUUCGUUGCCGGCCCUUCAACAAGCGUGAGCUGGAGAUGGGCCCACCGGAUGAACAGCUCUGCGUGAACAUGCCCAUCAACACGCAGGUGGAAAUUUUCGACCCGGCAAAGCAGGGGUCCGGCGGCCACGACGAGUGCGCCAACUCGUAUGCCUACGAUCGCUGCUUUUGGUCCGUCGUUGGACAGGACAGCUUUGAGCUGGCGUCGCAGCAAACCCUGCAGGAGGAGAUCGGGUCGGAGCUACUGAACAACACCAUGAAGGGGUUCAACAACACGCUUUUCGCAUACGGCCAAACGGGGGCCGGCAAAACCUGGUCCGUGAUCGGGGGUUCCGACAUCCGCGGUGACGAUGCGGGGUUGCUGCCGCGGCUGAUCGUAAACAUGUUCACUCAGUUGGCCACUCCAGAGAUGUCGGAGUGGAGCAACCACGUGACCGUAUCCUACUUGGAGAUCUACAACGAGCGCCUGCGCGACUUGCUUAAGCCGCAGGGCGGCAAUACCAAGGCGAGUCCGGUUGCUGCGAAAAAGGGUCCCUCAGACAAGAAGGACCCAGAAGAGUUGGAAAUCCGUCAGCAUCCGACCCUGGGUGUUUUCGUACCGGGACUCACGGAAGCUGCCGCUACCGAUGCAGAAGCGGUGAUGGGCAUGUUGGAUUUCGGUUUCAACAACCGCGCUGUCGCUGAAACCUCCAUGAAUCCGCGGUCGUCGCGUUCCCAUACUGUCUUCGUCAUCGCGGUGAUCCUGUUCCAAGGAAAAUUCGAAAAGCCAACAAAGCAACUCACGAGCAAGGUAGCCGCUGAUGAUUCUAUGCACUUAGAAGUUUGAAUCUUAGACAUCGAUGGUCCAUGCUAGGAGUUGAUGAAACGGAAUUGAAUUAACAGCAACGUCGACAUAGCAUAAGCAAGUACCUAAUUAGAAUUUCUCACCCAAUCUUCACAGAUCAACAUGGUCGAUUUGGCGGGAUCUGAGAGGCAGAAAAAGACGAACGCUGAGGGUGACAAGUUAAAGGAGGGCGCAGCGAUCAAUCAGUCCCUUACGAACCUUGCACUUGUUAUCCACUCUCUCGCAGCCCAGUGCACUGGCAAGGCGAAAAAAGGAAAGGGAGAGCACGUUCCCUUUCGAAACUCGAAGCUGACGUACUUAUUUAUAAGUCCUCUUUUGUACAACUCACUCUUCUAGUCAUUCGCAACGACGGUGUUGUAAUGAACUCAUUUUCUGCUGCGCUUAUAAAAGUGCUUUUGUUUGAAAAUCUUUCAGUAGAAAUUUGUUUGAUAAUUUCGUCGACCUUUUUUUGUAGCGACUAAGAAAAGCUGUCUUUGUAUUUCUACCAGGCACUUUUUGCAACCGGCGCUGAGCGGUAACUCGAAGACCGUGAUGAUUGCUGCAAUUUCACCCAGUAGUAACAACAUCCAAGAGACGCUGUCGACACUGCGUUUUGCGAACAGUGCGAAGGAAAUCAAGACCAAGGCAACCAGCAAUGCGGCCACGAACAUGAGUGUCGUGGAUCAGUUAAAAGAGCAAAUCAAGACUUUGCAGAAGCAGUUGGCCACUGGCGGCAGUGGAACCGCUGGUCCGGGAGGGGAGCCGGCAGCAAUCGACGAGGACGUGAAGCAGCAGAUUGCUGAGCUCAAAGCUCUGCGGGAGAAGUACGGCGAGAGCUUCGAGAAAUCGUUGGCACGCGGAGAGUUGAUCCAGAGCCAACAACAGGAGGCUCUGAAAGCGAUGGGUUUGGGCCCGCCGGAUGACCCGAUGGCCCCGUCGCUGAAGAGCAUUUCGGCAGACCCAACGCUGAACGGCAAAAUGACUUACUACUUGCCCACGAACGGCAACGAGGUGAAUGUGGGAAGCGACAAGGGGGAGUGUACCAUUGUGCUCGAGGGUUUGGGCAUUCCGAAGCAGCUGAUCGCGCUGAGUAAUAAGGGUGAUGCGAUUAACGCCAAGCUCCUUCCGAUGACCGAGGAGGAAGCCGCAGCGUCGGGGAAUCUGGCCGAGGUGUAUCGCAAUGGCGCCCGUUUGUUUGCUGAUGCGACUGCGGGCGCGGAGGCAACUCUGAACCACGGCGACCGCCUCUUUCUGGGGAAAGCGUUCGCUUUCAAGGUGUUUGUUCCGUCUGCGGCCGCACGCAAGGAAGCGGAUUUGGAGGAAGUGGACCACGAGUUCGCGGAGAUGGUCGCCGAGUUGAUUGACACCCACUCGGAGCAGUACUUGCAAACGGAGGACUUCACCACCGCCUUGAUUCCCCUCAUCGGUAAGGAAAAUGCGGAGAAAUUCUUGAAGAACUUUUCGCGCUGCUUGCCGCUGGUGCAGGAGGCGAACCAGAUCAGCGCAGCCGUUCGUCCUUUGGACCGCAUUUUGUUGCGCCUCGAUGUCCUGCUUGACCCGCAGUCCUUCCGCGGAAUCUCCCCGGCCAUGUGCGUGCGCCUCUACAAGACCGCCCCACCGCAGCAGCAGGCUGAGGGCGCCGACAACGUGCAGCGCGAAUUCGCCGUGCACGCGGAUGGAUUGAUGGCUGAGGACCGCGACGACAUCUUCCAAGAUGCUGUUGUCGACGGCAAGCCAGCGGUAGAACUCGCAGUGUUUUCGUGGCACUCGUUUCUCGUACGACUUCAUGGCAUGCGUGAGGCCUACGACGACUUCAAGACUGGUAAACAAUAAGAUAGCAUAAUCGAUGAGGUUCAGUGGUACGAAUUUCUAACUGGCUCCUCUCCUGUCUAUCAGAGAGAUGUCGAUUUUUUUUCUUCUAGGACUGAUCUUCGUCUGCCUGCCAAUAAUUCAUGCCUUCGUUGUUAGAUGAGAUAAGUAAAAUUCAUUCAAACAAUUUUUCAGGCAUUCCAACUAUUUUAAAUUUUCAAUACAGGUAAAGUGCAUGACUGGAGAAUGGAAGCCGAUCCGUGGACCGAGUACAGCUACCUAGAUCAUCGGGACAUGGCUGGUGAGAUGAACGUGAUGAAUCAUGCUCGUGAAAGUGUUGAGGGUCACUUAGCCACUGCGGUCAAGGGCAUUGAGCAGGGUCGCGGCCGAUCAAUUAUUGCGGAUAUCUACGGCACGGAUGACAAGCGAAAGUCCCAAACCGAUAAGAAAGUCGUCAACGGCUCGUGGUCAGUGGAAGCCAUAUCCUCAAUGUCGCAUGAGGAGCGCAAUGUGCAUGCGCAGGUACUCUUCCACAGGCUACGCGAGAGCCUGUCCGUUCUCCGGCAAGAACUCGAAAUCGAUGAGGAAGGGAAGUAAAAAUUGUCGUUAUGGAGUACUUGUCAAAACUAAUGCACUGUUUGAGUAGUAGUUUUCUAACAGAAUUUUCCUGGACAUCCACGGUAUGUGAGCAUAAGAAAGAUUUUCGUUUCCUGCAGGUCAUCACUUAUCGUAUUAUUUACUAUUUGUUUUCGUUCGUGCGGCACAGAACUAUAACUUUGGUUGUUGUCAUACGGUUUCUGCGACCAGGCGCCUAAGCCCGGCUUCGAGCAUGUCAAGCAUUCAUAUACUAAUAUUUGGUAACUAGAAGUUUAGAUAUAACGAGCCACGUUUGAUUAGUUUGUACGAGUCUUGUUGCCUCUGCAUUGACCAUGUUAGUAUCUUCUUCAAGGUAGUAACUAGAAAAUGUUGGCUUGAGGAGGUCCUCUACGUUUUAUCGAACAAAAUCUAGAACGGUUUACCUGCUUGUUAUGAGUGUUUUAUCGAGUGCUAUGUGGAGACUACUUGCUGUAGCGUCUCUUGCUGCUGCUUUGAGGCAUUCUUGAAUUUUCCAUCUCCACGACGAAAAAAAGGUCAUGAAAAUUGGUUAUGGUUGUGUGGCAGACAUUGACCGCAGCCUAAUCGUUCUUGUAUGUAAAAGUAAAUGAGUUGUGAAUUACAUGUAUUGAGACAAAACAAAACAAACUCCGUUGAAGCCAUGUACUGGGUAUAUAUCAUCAUCAUAUGCUUCAGCCCAGUUCUCAUUUUGAAUGAGUUCUUUCAGUCCACUAAUUUCUUCGUAGUUGUUCGUGGUAUGUAUGAAUCCUUCUGUAGUUAUAGAAUUGGCAAUUGGUGCAAUAUUAUCAAACAUAAAUGAGCUGAAAAAAUUCAGAUGUCUUCUAGGGAUAGAAGAAGACUUUGGAAUUGUCAUUUCAGAGAAGAUGAAGAUUCUAGUUGAAGGCAUUUGUAUAGACUUGGGAGAAGUCAGGACGUGCAACUAGAUCAAAUGACUACUUUCGCAUGGGGAUUUUUGUAGAAAAUUUACGUUUGAUUUGAAAGGGACAAUUAGAUGAUAGUAGGUACUACUUGUGCAUAGUAGAAGGUACUCAAGAUGAGAUGUUAGUUGAGUACAAUGAGGCGGCGCAGUUGCAAUUUCUUCGAAGAAGGCCUCAAAGUGUGGGUUGCAUUUCAACUGUAGUACUAUUUUUCUGAUCGAACGAACGUCGCAGUAGUGAUUUGAUAAGCGAAAAGCAUAGUUCAGGAGUUGUGAAAGGC
This is a messenger RNA of Amoebophrya sp. A25, 4911 nucleotides long. Lineage: Eukaryota; Dinophyceae; Syndiniales; Amoebophryaceae. The record is from the annotation of a GenBank genome assembly.